AUGCCACCCAGAAUUAGACGCUAUGCCACCCAGACAUCUAGACGCUAUGCCACCCAGACAUCUAGACGCUAUGCCACCCAGACAUCUAGACGCUAUGCCACCCUGACAUCUAGACACUAUGCCACCCUGACAUCUAGACACUAUGCCACCCUGACAUCUAGACACUAUGCCACCCAGACAUCUAGACGCUAUGCCACCCAGACAUCUAGACGCUAUGCCACCCAGACAUCUAGACACUAUGCCACCCAGACAUCUAGACACUAUGCCACCCAGACAUCUAGACACUAUGCCACCCAGACACUAUGCAGACACUAUGCCACCAGACAUCCAGACACUAUGCCACCCAGACAUCCAGACACUAUGCCACCCAGACAUCUAGACGCUAUGCCACCCAGACAUCUAGACACUAUGCCACCCAGACAUCUAGACACUAUGCCACCCAGACAUCUAGACACUAUACCACCCAGACAUCUAGACGCUAUGCCACCCAGACAUCUAGACACUAUGCCACCCAGACAUCUAGACACUAUGCCACCCAGACACUAUGCCACCCAGACAUCCAGACACUAUGCCACCCAGACAUCUAGACGCUAUGCCACCCAGACAUCUAGACACUAUGCCACCCUGACAUCUAGACGCUAUGCCACCCAGACAUCUAGACACUAUGCCACCCAGACAUCUAGACACUAUGCCACCCAGACAUCUAGACACUAUGCCACCCAGACAUCUAGACACUAUGCCACCCAGACAUCUAGACGCUAUGCCACCCAGACAUCUAGACGCUAUGCCACCCUGACAUCUAGACACUAUGCCACCCUGACAUCUAGACACUAUGCCACCCAGACAUCUAGACACUAUGCCACCCAGACAUCUAGACACUAUGCCACCCAGACAUCUAGACGCUAUGCCACCCAGACAUCUAGACACUAUGCCACCCAGACAUCUAGACACUCCACGCAGUGA
This is a messenger RNA of Coregonus sp. 'balchen', 963 nucleotides long. The record is from the annotation of a GenBank genome assembly. Lineage: Eukaryota; Metazoa; Chordata; Actinopteri; Salmoniformes; Salmonidae.